This is a messenger RNA of Lentinula edodes (shiitake mushroom), 1060 nucleotides long. RefSeq lists its product as uncharacterized. The record is from RefSeq and is a predicted model, not a curated record. Gene Ontology annotation, molecular function: DNA-binding transcription factor activity, RNA polymerase II-specific; zinc ion binding. NCBI's taxonomy places the organism in Eukaryota, Fungi, Basidiomycota, Agaricomycetes, Agaricales, Omphalotaceae. Bases 275 to 1003 code for a protein of 242 amino acids. Gene Ontology annotation, biological process: regulation of DNA-templated transcription. The transcript has 6 exons.
CAUGCUGAAUGUGUUUGACGAAUGGUAGUCUGAUGAUCGUUAUCUAUGAAUCGAAGCUGUCGAACCAUUAUACACAUCUAGACACAUCUCUGCAUCUCUGACUUCGAAAUCAUGCCGGGCCGUGGUUUUUUAAAACACCCUUUUCCUUCGUUGUUUUCAUUUGGGUGGCAACUUUGAACCACUGACUUUUACCACGUCUACAUUCGAUUUCUCCUCUAGGGCUACCUCUGGUGAUUUUGUGACAGGAUUAAACUCAGAAAAGCACCUGUACCCAAUGUGCCCCCCAUUUUUGCGGCCAUAUGCAUGGCAUGUGUCUGAUGCUUCAGAUUUUUCUUCGUGCUCAGAGCCCAGUCCAGACCAAGAACCGCCUCAAGAGAAGGUAGUUCGAAAUAAAGACCAUCGAGCAUGCGAUAGAUGUAGAGAACUACGCUACAAAUGCGAAAAAGUAAGCGGGGAAGAGUGCUCCCUUUGUACGAAGUGCGCGAACAGUGGGCAAGAUUGCACGUAUCUACGUCCUGUGGGUCGCCCAGGUCCCAUACCAGGCGCAGUUAAACGGACACUCACCCUUAGAAACACCCCUUUCUCAAAGCGACGCGCCUUGUCCACCGCGAAUUAUAAGGAAUUAAUGAAUAAACCAAUAUCUCUAGCUGAUGAGUCGAAAGAUGCGGCCCCAAUAGACGCUGAGACUUGGAAAAAAACCGUUCAGCCUUCCGUCAACCCCACAGAGCCCUGCUCAGGCUUGCAAUCUGAGAGUGGUUCAGGUCUUACCUUUUCUUGUUCAGAAGAUGACACUUCGGGAUCGUUAGGUCGGAUCUUGAACCCAACCUGGUCAUGCACUUCGACUGGUGGCUCAAAGUUAUCGAGGACAGAUGUUCAGCAAAAUGUUCAAAGGUUGGAAGGUGAUGUCAGGAAGAGUCAUCGACCACUGUUAUGGGUCCGAACGCGCUCUGAUAUGUUGGAUUCGACGACAGCUCGGAACAAAAAGCAUCUAUUCGCAGAUUAGAUGAAAUUCUGAUGCACAAAAUUUGAUGAUUCAAAACUUACUUCCUCGCUGUAUGCG